This is a messenger RNA of Leptidea sinapis, 315 nucleotides long. It is a transcript of the gene CPR23, whose product is annotated as endocuticle structural glycoprotein ABD-5-like. The transcript is spliced from 3 exons. NCBI's taxonomy places the organism in Eukaryota, Metazoa, Arthropoda, Insecta, Lepidoptera, Pieridae. The record is from RefSeq and is a predicted model, not a curated record. Gene Ontology annotation, cellular component: chitin-based extracellular matrix. Gene Ontology annotation, molecular function: structural constituent of chitin-based larval cuticle. The coding region runs from base 1 to 315 and encodes 104 amino acids.
AUGAAUUAUCGGGUAACAGUUUUCUGCGUGGUAGUGGCGGUCUGUGCUGCUGUUCCUCAACAGAAUCCACAGGAUGUGCAGAUACUGCGGUUUGACAGUGACGUACAACCAGACGGCUAUAGCUUUGCGUAUGAAACCAGUGACGGAACAUCAAGGCAAGAAGAAGGAAAACUUGACAACCCACAGUCAGAAAAUGCCGCCCUCACAGUAACUGGACAAUAUGCUUAUGUAGCCCCAGAUGGCAAGCGGUAUACAGUAACCUUCACCGCCGGUCCCAACGGCUUCCAACCGAAGACAUCCCUUGGACAAAAAUAA